GAGAGGCGAGCGUGGGGGCCGGGGGGCGUGGCCGGGCGGAGGGACGCUGGGAGUGGCGGUUGUUUCAAGAUGGCGGAUGUGGCCGCGGGGCCGAAGCCGGAAGGAGCCGCUCGCUGGAGCCGGGACCUGUCUGAUGAAGACCAGCCGCCUGUGUACGUCCCAGGAGUUUCAGCAGAGAGGAAUUUUAGAUCAAGAAGCCUGCUGAACGUUCAGAAAGCAGAAGUGAAGGGGAAGGUACCAUCAGCUGCUGCUCCUGUUCCGAUGGAUGCCUCGAAAAGCACUGGGGAGGUGCCUGCCCAGCAGGUCCCUGACAAAGGAGGAAUGAAGAGUGCUUCUCUAAAGGAUUUAUGUCCUGAAGACAAGAGGCGCAUAGCAAACUUAAUUAAGGAGCUUGCAAGGGUGAGUGAGGAAAAAGAGGUGACAGAAGAGCGGCUGAAAGCGGAGCAGGAGUCGUUUGAGAAGAAGAUCAGACAACUUGAAGAACAGAACGAACUCAUUAUCAAAGAAAGGGAAGCCCUGCAGCAGCAAUACAGAGAGUGCCAAGAACUUCUGAGCCUUUAUCAAAAGUAUCUCUCGGAGCAACAAGAAAAGCUAACACACUCCCUUUCAGAGCUUGAAGCUGCCAAGCAGAAGGAGCAGCAGAUGGUUAACCAGCGAACCGUCUGUCAGUCCCUGCCAUCGUCGGAACUGGAUGGGUCCUACCUUAGUGUAGCCAGGCCACAAACUUUAUACAAGAAUGACAGAAUGGCGUGUGGAAGUUCUAGUUCCAUAUUUCUGGCCCAGCCUUGUAGAAACGGUGGAGUUCUUGGAGCAUCGCCACAGGGUAUUUGCCAGGAAGAUAGGAAUGGAUUCUUGUUGGAAAAUGGGGUGCACGGAAAGCGCAACAAUCUGGUGUCCCCACCAGAGCAGAAGGUGCCUCCCCAUGUUAAAAGAACCCCUGACAUGGACCCCAGGAAGAACAGUUGUCCUCUUCAAACUUGUUUUUUCCACCAGAAACCAGGAAAUUCAGAGCACAGCCCUUUCCAAGAUGGCUGCCACACUCCAAAGAGAUACUCCUCGCCGCGUGGCGAGUCCUCGGCCGAUUACUCUCGCCCACCGCAGCCAGUCCCGUUGAGCCGCAGCGCAGAUUUGAGAUCGAAAGAAACAGAGCGCGGCAAAAGGUUGCCGGAAGAAAGAAGAAAGGAGCUCCAGCUACAGAAGCUAGAGCUGGAGAUUGAGAAGGAGCGCCUUCAGAAUUUGUUAGCUAAGCAGGAGGCGAAACUGCUGCUUCAGCAACAGCAGCUCCACCAGUCCCGGCUUGAUUACAAUCGGUUUAAAGGCCACACUCCUCAUUCAGAAGAACUGGUCAUGGAUGAAGUCCUGAUGAGACCGGGAAGCUUCAUCCCAGUGAUGAAUGGUACCGGUGGGGGCCUAAGUUCCCCCAGGCUCAACUGCGAAGGGUGCUUUCCGAGAACUCCAACCUCCAGGGGAGCCUGUCGAGCGUCAGGGAGCAGCAGAGGAAGCAGUUCGGGGAAGAAGAGCGUCGGCUUCGGUGCCCGAGCGGAAAGCGAAACCCUUUGGGAGUGUCCCGGGAAGGAAACGGUCAGGCCAAGAAGAGGGACGCCUGCCAGCUCCCCGAAGGCUGUUGCUCCCUCCCCUGGACUGCCAAGCAGCAGAAAGGAGCUCGUCACUACAGCCACGUCCCCAAUCCAGCCUGACACCUCCCGAUAUGAUUCCUCUCUCCUUGAGCUGGUGGACGCCAUGAGCCCAGGGCUGCAGCAUCAAUAUGGCGAGGGUUGCAGCCACCACCGCGUGUUUGCGCAGCAGCAGAGCGGGAAGCGGAGGAACUUCGGUUGGAGUUUGAGCCCUUCACGCAGCACCCGACGUGGGACGGCAGAGUUAGAAGAGAGCCGGAUCCUGGAGGAGAUUUUUUUCAUCUGAUAGGCCCAGCGCUUCCCACUCCCUUGACAGAAUCAAGGCUCUUCCUUCCCUUUCUUAUGUGGGCGUGUUUACAUGUCAAUAUCAUUUUUAAAUUAUUCAAUUGACGAAUGAUUGUCUCCUCUCUCCUCCCCCCACCCCUUUCAGAAAAUUAACACGAUGGGUCCCAUGUCUAAUUUCCAAAUCAUGUUACAAAAGCGUCUUUCUUUUCUUUUCUUUUUUUAAACCAAUGGAGCCAGAAUGUUGGUGGAACAUUUUGGGGCUCUUUUCAUGCACUGGUACAAGGGGGGGAAAUUUAAAGGAUAAAAAAAAUUCAUGCUAUUGUGGAAAAGGAUUUUCAUUAUUGAUUUUUGUUUUGUAGCUGUGCAAAUCAGUUUUUCCAGAACGUCAUCUCCCACUAACUGACUCGCACACAAAAGCGCAUUUCAGCUAUGUAAUUUUCCAGUUCCAAAGUGGCCUGUUAAAACUGCACGUCCUACAUACAGGAGUAGCUAAUGAGUUUCUAGAACCUUUCAUCAUCUUCUGCAGUGGGCCCUUUAAGUGACUUGUAGGCAGACGACCUGCUCCUCCUCUCAACCCUAAUAGAUGUUUUCCCAUGACUGAAUCUCUUAUAAAAUGUGCCUCUUUUUUAAUUUGAUUUUAAUUUUUUUAAAAAGUGAAGGGUGUAUUAACACCUAGAAUAACUGCUAGGGUAGUGUGAGCUGCUGUCCUAAGAAAGCAUGAGCACCUUGACCAUCUCAAUGGCUAAAAUUUUCUCCCCCCCUCCUUGCGGCUGGGGAACAAGAUCAGUGGAGGGAGUGUUUUCUCUGACUGAAUCUCUUUUCCCGUUUUUAACAUUCUGCCCACUCCCCAGUAUUGUAAAUAAAGACAAAGCAGUAAUUAUUUCUCCUCCAUACUUAUAAUGCAUCUUCCUCCUUCUGGGUUUAAUUAUUGAUGCUGUAUCUAUUUCAGUUUAUUUUUAAAAGAUGCUUUCCCCACCUCCACUCCCCCCCGCCACUGCACACUUAGCUAUUUAAAGAAACCUAUGGAAUCGGUAAAGAUGGCUGCAGAUGGCAGGAUCCACAGAGAGGCUCUGCGUAAUGUAAUAUUUACACAUCGUCAGAACAGUCGUCCCUGUCGCGACUUCCGAGCCAUACGGUGUCCAGAGGCCAGGCGAGGAGAGCGCUUUUUCUCCUUCCAGAUGGGCUGCUUGUGGCAAAGGGUGGUCAGUGCUUAAGGGGGGGGGGGAACCUACGCUUUCCGAUCUGCCCUUGGGGCACUUUAUCCUAGCCUCCUCCACCCAUGUGCCGGCAGCUCCCCAAUGAGAGAGCAGAGGAAAGUGUUGAGGAGUUCUGUCCAGAACAGAAUCGGGUCUGCCCUUUGCUGGCUUGGACCCCAGGUGUGUGGGGGGGAGGCGGAGGGCUCUGCCCUCAAGAGGUCACGAGGUGGCGUUCCUCAAGGCAGAGGAGGGGGAGGCUAAGCACCCCUUCCCAGGCCUCAAUGUUACGUUCCAGUGGUAGCCGGUUGCGGGGUCUCGGAGGCACUCUGGAUUGCCAAGCAGAGCCAAACUUAAUAAUCGAAGGGGGUCAAGAGCUGCCUGGGCACUCCAGAUUUAAUUGUGCAGCGUGCGAACCUCUUUUGCAUUACAACCAUCGCAGGUCAAAAUCGGAAAUGCUGAACUCAUGAAUAUACUGCAGGCUUUAAACGGGUUUGGUGCUAACUCACCAGAGGAUUGCUCCCUUGAGUUUUUGUCAAUUUCAGUUUCUGCUCUGGCCUUACCUCUGACAUCUCUGUCAUUGCAGCCGCUGGCUGCGAAUAGCCAGUUGUUCUCCUGGGGCUGCGUCUCUCGCCACCCAGCCACUCCCAUAGCUGCCUUUUUCAUGCUUCUCCUGUUUUAAGUAUAGAAAUUACAGAAAAGGAGGGGAACGAGGCUAUGAUAAAACAAAAGGACCCCUUCUGAAACCUUUGUUUUUAGAUGGCCCCACGGCUGGGGCUAAUUUUUGCCUUUUAAUUUCUAAUCACCUUAGGGUGGCCCAGUUGUCAUUCCACUUGCCUGUUUUAAAAAGCUCCAAUUCUCCAUCCUUAAAAGGUGCCUUUGGGUUUACAUUCCAGAGCUCUUGCGCUGGAGUGAUUUUUUUUUCAUCUCCAGUUCUUAGCUGGUGCCAAUAUUUAACCUCUUUUAAUAUUGAAUUGGGGAUUUUUGAUAAAGCUCUUGAUAAACAAGUUGGAUUAGCGCUGUUGAUUUUUUUUUUUAAUGUCAAAUUGUACCUUGGUCGUUAAUGUCUCUUGAAAAGAAGCAGUGUCGGGGAGUUCAAUUAUAAACUCUACAUUUAUGGUAAACUGUCUGAGGCACUUUUAAAUGAACAAAACAGAACUUAGUGAUCAAGGGGGUGAAAGAUGACUUGUAUUAGGUGACCAGGAACUCCCGAUUUAAUUAUGUAAAGUUCCGAAUGAGUAAAGCGGCCGACAUUUUGGUAUAUACGUGAAGAUUCGUGUGUGUUCAAUGGGGAAUGUACCUAUGACCCCCUGUCGUUGUGCAUGUUGGCAGAAUCGUCUGGGAAUGUUUAUCAUUGCCCAGUCAGUCUGCAUAACCUCCGGGUGUUGUUGGCAACACCAUUCACAUGUAAAGCAGUGAAUGUGCGGCUACAGAGAGGAGUAUGCAGAAUGACUGAGUUUCCAGUGUUCAUUCGAAGUCUGCAAAUUUCCUAGCAUGCUAUGGAAAGCGCAGUUGACUGUCUGGUGAGUGUUUUUGCCUUCUUGUGUGUGCACGUUCUCGUGUUAGGGGGAGUGUGCAUGACAAACGGUGUUUGUGUACAACUUCUGCAUUGGAGGUUUGUAGCCCACGAUGUGCAUCGGCCCUCCAGAAACCCAGCGUGGGCAACUCUUCCUUCGCUGCCCUCUUGGCUGCUGUGCUUAACGGUAGAAUCCCUGUUUUGCAACCAAUGCAAAGGGUGUGUGUGUUAAUCACAACAUAUUAUAAAAUCAUGAGAAACCUAUAUGGGCUCGGAGCAGGGAGUUUGGGUAGAGGGGCAGGAGUCGACCGCUGUCAAAUAGAGAAGGAUUUAAAAAAAUCAGUGGUCAUAGACAACCAAACUUUAUUUUUCCUGCCACUACAACAACAGAAUCAAAUCUUUAAAUGAGGGGAGAACCCUCUUGGCAUUGUCCCUAUAAAUUAAAAAUCUUAAAGUCGAAACUUGAUGGUGCCAGCAAGGAAGGGAGAAGGGGUUCCCUCUUCAGGGCUUUAUUGGACCAGAGUGGGUGUGGAGUGACUUUUCUUGUGCCAUGUUCUUUUUUUCUUCUCCUACCUUGGGUUUCUUUGUGCCUCAGCCGCCUCUUGGCGCCUCCUCGCCUGCUGUUGCUCCCCUUCCUCUCGUGUGCACUUUGCAAGCAACGGAUGGGUAAAACCAUUGCACAUUCCACACCCUCCCCUUUGUUGGGUCUCCUUGGGAAAUGCUACCUUAAACUUGACUGGGUCUUUUUAAAUAUAAACUUGUGUGAUGUUUUAACUUAAUAAAUUAUCAAGAUGGAUUCCUCCUCA
Pogona vitticeps (central bearded dragon) is the source of this 5434-nucleotide messenger RNA. RefSeq names its product KIAA1328 ortholog. Lineage: Eukaryota; Metazoa; Chordata; Lepidosauria; Squamata; Agamidae. The record is from RefSeq and is a predicted model, not a curated record.